AUAAAUUUAUCACAUAUAUAUAUAUAGUUUGAACUUUGUCUUAAAUUUGUCAUUUGCUGUAAUUAAUGUUUGUAAAUAUUUACUUUAUUGUUGUGAUAUCAGGCCUGGAGAAGCGAAGGGCUGCCGUUAUCUACUACGAGCCAGAGAGCUGCAAAACUUUUUGAUGCAGUCGUCACGCAGGUAUUAUGUACUAUACACUCUUUCAAGUACUCUUUGUUUCAAAUAUGAAAUUUCACAGCGCUCAUGCAGGCUGGAUAAUUUUACUUUUCGGACAAAUUAAGGCUUCAAACAUUCUCCGGUACAUAAUAGAUUAGAAUAUGUCGUAAGUUAUCAUAUGUCCAUGGAAUUACAGAUAAGGAUUUCUGGCUCAGAGCUAUAGUUCAGACCUAUUGGGCAGAUUUUUAUACACGUGCCGAAUUUAUUAGUGCAAUAUGGUCCCCUGCAGAGGCGUAUAGACAUACGUGGCAAUUGUCGCAUUGAACCGGCUUGGUAAGUAAUAUUAAUGCGUGUUCUGUCAGAAAACGAAAUAUUAAUACAAAAUAUUAGGAAAUUCGAAAACAGAAUCAAAAUUGCAUUUUUAGUCUAAAAGUUAUUGCCGUUUAAAAAUGCUGUAAAGUCCGUUCUGUGCAUCAGUUCUGCUUAUAACAAAGGGGGAUCCGCAGAUAUAAAUAUUGCCCAAAUUUUGCAUUGUAGAGUUUAUAUUCAUUUACAAGCAUAUAGCGAACCAGAAAAGUGUUUCACUGUUAUAGUACUUCAUAUUUAAAAAAUAUAGCAGUUCAAAAUAUAAACAAGACGCUCUAUAGAGCGUUAACUCGCUGGGGCCAUACAAAAUUUUGUCACCAUAUUUGUUCAUAAUUUGGUAACCGCUACAGGAAAAGUGUAAAACAGAACGAUUUACAGAAACAUUUACAACAGAUUGUGGAAGUGGGAAGGUUCUUGUAAUUUGACUGUAACAUACUGUAAAAGGUAGACAUUACCAUGGGCGUACCGGAAGGAAAAAAUUAGGGGGGCGGAAAGAAAAUUGCCCGACUUUUCGGGAUUCUGCCCGACUAGUACCAAAAAAAUUUUUCCGGAAAAAUUAUUUUGGCGACCUCCCCCCCCCCCAAAAAAAAAAUUGACAGAAUUUGUCCCAUUUUUUUUAAUUGCAAACCAAAAUUGCCCGACUGUUGAUCGAAUAUUGCCCGACUGCCCAAAAAACUGGGGGGGCUACCGCCCCCCCCGCCCCCCCGCCCGGUACGCCUAUGGAUAUUACCAGUAAGUUAGAACAGUAAAAUACAGUUUAGAGUGAGACUUUAUUGAGGAGAAAUAGUACAGAAAGAGCUGACAGUUCAGUUAGCAAUACUUGCAGAUACGCAUCGAAGUAUCAUCAUGCAAUAAAAGAAUUACAGAUUUUUCUACAGCAUACAUCGCAUAUUUAGAACAAAAUUCUGAAACAAAUCACUAGGACUAUUUGAAAUUUAAAUAUUCAGUUUGAAUAUGAAUUAUGAGACUUAUGAUUAUAUAAUCACGGAACAAAUCUUGCAUCUGAACAAACCAAAUUUAGCAAGUUCUUUAUUUAAUGCAUGGAUACCAUUUCUGUAAACUUUUAUAAUGUUUAUUUUUUAUGAAGCGUCGAUAGUUCAUAAAUUCAAUUUCAUUGAUUUACCAGUAUUGGUCCAGUAGAGAUGGAGAUGUUCGUUGUAAAGGUAUACCAAUAAUGAGGGACAAUCAAUAUACGUUAAUCUUGUCCUCGAAGAAUUAACAGUCGUAUUUCAAGAAACUUGUGAAAUCGCUCUUUCUUGUUCGUAAUUUCGUGGUUGCUAAUCUUUAUAAAGUUUAUCUUUAUUUGAGUGCUAUCUAUGAGUGUUAUCUUUAGACUUUGACAUAUACCAUGAUCGUUGAGUUUCGGCAAUGCCAAGGGCCAAUGCAGGAAAUUUUAUAGUCUUUUGAUCACUUAACUACACAGCUAUGGCUUUCCAUAUUGCCUCUUGGCGAUAUUUCGGAAAUCAAGUGAUCUCGCUAUUUCGUUGCAAUUCCACAUAUCAUCAAUAAUAAAUUAUUUUAGUCCGAGUAUCAGAAUAUACUUUAAAACUAACAACCGAUCUAGAGAUAUGUAUAUAUAUUCUAGGCUUAUUGCCACAGGGGCGGAUCUAGGAUUUUUCGUACGUUAGUCAAAAAUUUCGUUGCUGAACAUCGAAGGGGGGGUGGGGUUCUUUUAACGGGGGGGGGGGGUCGCAAAGCGAAUUAAUUUGUAUCCAGUUUUACGAAAAAAUGUUACGUGAAAAUGACUGUUUCGCCCAAUUCCGGUCUCGUCAGCAUGCCUAGGAAACACAUAACUCCAUAUUUUGUCCUUAAUUUACAUGAAUGGUCAAAAGAUUUUCAAAUAUAGCGAUGUAGUUUUAUAAAACAUUUGAUUGAUUGUUAAUUCGCAGGAAGAGAAUUUCCACGUUUAAUUCACUGCUUCUCGAGUUUUAUUCAUAGCAGAAACAUGUGCCAUGAAUAAGUAUUCACAAUGGCAACAUGAUGCAUUUUACUUUUAUUGUAUACAUGUUGUAGAGAUCGUAUUACACAAAGCCACAAAGCCAUGCCACAUUGUCAUGUGCUUGUAGUUUUAAUAUACUAGACAACUAGGCAUAAAUAAUACGGUAUUCUUAAGUAUCUGAUCAAUAUAUAAAGCCCACAUUCCACAAGAGGCAUAAACAAAGUAUAAACAAACUGAAACAGCUUGUAUUAAGCCGCAGUAUUAUGUAAAUUGACCGAAAUAUUAUGUAUAAAAUUUCAUCUCUUAUUACGUACAGACGCGCAACCACUAUAGCCUAGAACAGCUAUGAUGCUAUAUCAAGUUAAAAUAGAAUAUAUUUACCUUAAGGCCGUACAAAACUUAUUUCGUUUUCUCUCGAACGUACUUCGCGAUGUAAGAUUCCGCACCAUAAUUUCGCGGUGCGAGGAAGAAGCUUGUGUUGUUCACAGCGCUCAAUAAGUCUUUAGAACGCUUCGAUUAAGAUAUUGUCGAUCAUCUUUCUCUAAAGGAGCCUUUGCGGUUUCGUAAAUACCAACAGACAUGGCUAGUAUUAGUUUAGAACUUCUGAUAAAUAUUCCGAUUGCCAUAAAACGCACAUGCUAUAAAAUCGGCGGGUACGCGUAUAAUAAGAGACGAAAUUUACAUAAUAUUUCAGUCAAUUUACAUAAAUACUGCUGCUAGAUCAGAAAGAUCCAGCAACGUCAUAGACCUUUCCGUGCAUACUAUUAGCCUGAACGGUAUGAUCGAUCAAAAAAAUCCAGCCAACGGGAAUUGAGGAUUUUUUUUGAAUUAGCCAAUAGGAUAGCCUGUAUUCGAGCCCCUGAUCGCUUUAGCGAUCAGAACUCCCCACAGAUCGCGCAAAAAUCUUGAUAGCCAAUCAGAUGGCUGGAAUCUGACUCAGAGUGUGCAAAACUCAUGCGUAAGACCGCUUUUCUGCGCGUUCAUGUUCGAAGGCCUUGCUACUGGAUGAUAUCUUAGAACUGGACUGUUAAACUUUCAAUACAAUACACUGCGCGAAGUUUGAUAACUGGACUGCUAUUUUAAUUUAACAAUUUUCUGCCCAUUUUUUACCUUAGUCGCGUGAUCGCUCUGAUCACCCCUAGAUCCGCCCCUGUAUUGCCACGCCGCCCAGGCGUGCUUUCUUUAGCAAGUCUGUAAGCUAAAAUCUGAUCCAACUUUCUUGAAUUGUAACUUGACACUAGAUAUAGAGUAGAAAGUCACAUCAUGAUAAAUUUUAAUUUUUAAUUGCUGUUCUCUUCACGAUUUCGUGUUGCAAAUUUAAAUUUCAUCACACAAAGUUGCAAUGAUUUUUACAACGCGACAAACACGCUCCUCGUCCACCCUACCCAUAGUACAAUUUUAAUUUAUCACCCAGAAUCUGGGUCACAAGUGACUAGCCGAAACCAGGGUCUUUACUUCGCCUCGCGCCGUUCUAAGAAAGACGCUGGGAACUCGGGGAAUGUUGGGAGAACACUCGAGAAGCAUGUAUAGCACUCGGCUACGCCUCAUGUUUUACACGCUUCUGUCGUAUAUUCUCCCAACAUUCUCCGCGUGCAUUUAUAUCACACCAUAAACAUACGCGACUCGUUUUCUAUUUCUUAAUUAAGUAAUCAUGUUGACAUUGAUUGUUGCAGUAUGUUGGCUGGUACGAUGAUCCUGACGUCAAUGGGAUUGAAUCUUCACUUAAGGAGCUGAUUGAAGCUGAUCCUAAUUUUGGUUUGUCAUUCAUUUUUGUAUACAGUGAUAGAUCGAGAGGUUUUUUUGCCAACCUUGGCGAAAUAAUAUACAUAAUGAUGCAACGUUACCUUUUUCGGGAGACCUAUGACGAACUCAGAGGUGAAAGGUCUAACGACUCGCUCUAACGACUGAGUCAUCGAAGCCCUGCCAUAAACAUAAUGAAACUUGGAUAGGAAUUUUGGCGUGAACAUAGGGAUAUAGUAUCGUUUAUGGUGGCUCCCUACAGUUAUGGUCCAGUUUAAAACAUUUAUAUACAUCAAGCGCCAUCCUCGCGACUCGCGCGUCCAAUCUACGUAUAGCCCGGUUAAAAUCUUGAAACAAGCCGCGGGAAGUUGUUUUUGUAUUUUUAUCUACAAAGGAAACGCCAGUGUUUAUUAUAAUCCCAAACUUUUCAAAAUUCGAACAGUACAUAUGUUGUUAACUAGUUUUUAAAACCAACCUUUCAGUAUGUUUUUUGUAAUUAUUAUGUUCAGUACUGUAUUUCAUAAUGCUCACAAGGUUCAACAACAGUGUCACGGACUGAAAUGAUAUUGUAUACUGUCUUCAAGGCACUCCUGAACUGACACUGAAACUUACGUAAGUCCUGUCAUUCAACUCAGUUCAUGUGUAGUUUUUAAUCUGCUGAAUCCAACAAAACUAUAGCGCAGACACUUUCAGGUUGUUUUGUACGAAACGUCAAGCUCUAUACUUGAAUGUUUUGAAAAGUUUUCACACCGAUUUUCACACCAAAACUAAAUUUAAGAAACGUUGGAUUAAGUGAAUGCCUUAUUGUGUUCCAAAUUUUUUGUAUUUUUCACAUAUGCCUCUUAUUUUCAUUUCGAGUAAGUAAAAAAAUAUAUGUGUGAUACAUACAAGCCAAAAACUCAUAGUGAAAUUACUAAAAAAGCCAACUAUAAACCGUACGCAUUUUGUGUUGCUCACGCAUUAUAGUUUACACGCAUGCGCAAAUAGUGAUCAUGACGUUCGAUAUUUUUGUCACGUCGACAGCUUCUACUGAAUUUAGAACUAUUUUUCUCGCAUUUCCUUCGAGGAAAUUCUUUUUUAACUUUGCACAUUUGCUAAACAUGACGAUCAGUCAAACAUAUCCAAAUUUCAAGAAAUGCUACAGGACGGAUUUUCUGUAGUCGUUAUUCAUGAAGAUCUCAAAACCCGCCUUGUAAAUAUCCUUCAAAUUUUAAUAUAUCGUUCCUCUUUCAACCAUAAAUCCUCAAAAAAUCAGAGAAAUUGACCGAAGAAAGAAAGAUAUUUCCGUUUGAUUGUAAAAUUAGACAAUCAAAAAGUGCAAAAAAUUAAACGUCGUGGUUGCCAUGGCAAUACUAACACUGUUUCUAUUUGUUUAUAUAUCGACAGCAUAAGUGACUUCUGAGCUCUCCUGGAAAUUAUUAUAUUGCCCUGUCUUAAGUGUAUUCAAUAUAAAUUUGGUUGAAAACGAAGGUCACCUAAAAUACUUAAAAUUUUAGAAAACUGUAGGGAGCCACCUUAACACAAAUUGCUGAUCCUGGGUUUUUGCUAUAGUGAUGGGACAUGUGUUGUCAAAUGGUCUGGAACUUAUUGGGACUGGGACAAACAUUUGGAAAGAUAAGAACCUCGAGCAAUCUAUAGAAAAUAUGGUUAAAAUGGUUGAAAAAGAUUCAUCUAUAACUGAUCGAGAGAGAAAACACGCAGCUGCUAUUCAGGCCUGGUCGCAAGGGUAUAAAGUGUUUUAUUUCAGAAUUUGGACCGCUUUUGUUUGGUUUCGUACAAAUUAAGUAGAUAUCGUCAUUUUCAUAUCAAGUAAUAAUAACACUGUAUUGUGGGUGAACAAUUACAGUAAAAGCUCAUGAUCUGGACACUUUGUAAUAUCGUUCAUUGCCCAACUAUCGAAUGAACAGUUUUAUUAUUGGUUUUAUCCAAUUUCAAUGAAAGGAAUAUUUUCAUCAAAGGCUUGCGUCGCACCGCUUGCGUCGUUGUUAUCAUAUGCAGACUUUUGUUGCGGGAAUGAAGUUAUUUUCCGUUUUUGCCGUAAAUUAUUGUGUAUAUGAACAGUUUUUGUAUGAACUCUAAUUUUGGAUCUGAUAUGGUUCAAUCACGGAUCUGAUAUUAAAUUUGAUCCGUCAUCAAUCACCUUCUACUAAAGCAAACCUGUAUUUCCGGUUUAGACGCACGCUAUAAACACGUCGCAAAUAAAAUACCGAAAAUAAAGAUGCAAAUCUGAAGAUCUAGUUUGAAAAUAACACUCUAAAUAGUGUUUUGAAUAUAGCGAUCCCAGCAAGACUAUUACACAGAAGAUACGUUCUAAGGGGCUAUGUACGGAAAAAUGUAUGGCUGGUUUAUAUAUGAUAUGAUAUACGAUUUCAGGCCACAAAUCGAUAUGGACUAAAAAGGUCGAUCUGGACUAAAACUUUCGUUAUGAUUUUGGAGAUAUUGGUUCAUUGAAUAGACCUUAUGCAUAACGACGUCACAAGGCUUGAUGCCCGCGAUGAAUACUGGUCUUAGUAGUCAUCGCCCAGGAAAAUUUCCAUAAUGGCCAUUUUGAAUUGUUUAAUAUACCCGGACGAUGACUACUAAGACCAGCAUUCUUCGCGGACAUCAAGCAUUUUUGCAUCAUUAUGCAUCAGGUCUACUCAAUUUCGAAUUUUCCUGGGCCUACAAACAGAAUGUUGCACAACUCCCAAUGUCUCAAAUGCCUGUGAAGGUGUUUUAGCUAUCCCUUAAUUACAAUAUAGAAAAUUUCUAAGUUCCCAGAAAACUGUCAGUCAAUAAAACAACUUAUAUAUAGGCACAUCUAAAUCAAUUUCGUUUUCCCCCAGAUUUGUUGUAAAAGCUUUGGAUACAUGGGAAGAAAUUCUUACACUGCAUCCUACUGACGUUACUGCGUUGAAGUUUGCACAUGACUCGUAUUUUUACCUCGGAUACCAAGACCAAAUGCGGGAUUCCAUUGCAAGGGUGCUUCCACAUUGGAACGAUACGGUGCCUCUAUAUGGGUAGGGAAUUGCAGUUCGUCACUGUAUAAAUUAUGCAUAUCUCUUAAUAGGGUAUACUCAAUGAAAAUGGGUCUUUUCCACAUCGACUACACUUGCUGUCGAUUGUCAACAAGUAAAAUAUUUGUUGAUAUGCUUUUAUUCAUUAUGUGUAUGAAUAUAAAUUGAAUAACGAAAUCAUUGAAAGCAUCCCUUAACAUAUAGUACAUAACAUAUGUAUCCCGGAGAGGACAACAUGAGGUUUUAGCAUUCGUCGUAAUAAUAAUUAACAAUUAUUCGCUGAAGGCGAGGUGAUUAUCGGGGAAUAUUCGCCGAGACGAAGUCGAGAUGAAUAUUCCCCGAUAAUCACCGAGUCUGGGGCGAUUAAUUGUUUUAGUAUUUUUGUGGGUUUUUUUGGGACUGAAUAUAUAUUAAUUUUGCUUAUUUCUUUAUCAGUAUAACUUACACAAAAUGGGUAGGCGCCAUUUUGAAAAUUUCGGGUUUGUUAUAUUCACCUGUAGGUGAAUAUAACAGCUUAAAACGUCAAAUUUGACCAAUCAACUUGUAGGAUUUGUUAUGUUCACUUGUGCAAAAAUACUAAUUACGUAUUAUAGGCCGUUUACAUUUAACACACUUUGAGGUUGAUCUUAUUGCGGAUCCUUAAACUUCUUGUCGAGUAUCCGCAAGUGUCCACCGUUUAAUAGAUGGUAAAAAUGCCGGGCUACUAGGCAAGAAUUUUGCUUCCUUUUUGAAAUGUGGACCGAUCCGAGGGCACCUAACGAGGUGGUCUAGUGUAGAUCGAACUUGAUUGUCAAAUGGGUCUCGGAUCUGUCUAAAUCACUGGUGUGGACAGCGCCUAAACUUAUUUUCUUGUUGGGCACAAUAAUUGGUUCAGUCCUUUAAGGCCGGUGCACACUAGAGCUAUGUGGUUAGCCAAAUGUCACACGUGCCCAAUGGCGUAAGGACAUAGUUCUCGUGUGCGGGCGAUUUACAAACGACUUUUGUCAUUCGUACCACUAACGGCAAAUAUCUAACAUGUUUGAUAACUUCUUCCUCGCGUGCCAAAAUCUUUCCAUGGGCUGCGAACGAAAAGUUAUCUGCUUACAGAUUGUCGUUACAGCGCAUGCAUAGUAUACGAAAGUAAACGCAUCCAAGAUGGUCUGACCGGUCAGGCCAUUAAAUGAAGAGCGCCCAAAGAUACACUUUAUAUAUUUAUUUUCUCAGGUUUUUACAUGGAAUGUACGCUUUUGGAUUGGUGGAGACAAACUUUUACAAUAAAGCUGAAAAGCAUGCUAGACAGGUGAGCAUGUCUUAAUUAACCAAACUUUUAAGGGCAGUGCAUCUAUAUAAAUCACCGAUUAUAAAAACAUCGGAUAGGAAACUUGCUCACGUCAUUGCCUCAUCCAUUUUGAAAAACGUGACGACACACUUGGGCACGGCAGAAAUGAAAGAUCCGACGAAAACAGAAAGAUUGACAACCUCCUCCCCAGGGUCUUCCUCGUGGCGGCGCGCGAGCUGAAGAAGAUCCUGGUAAAAUACGAUGAAAUUGCCAAGAUUCUUGGAGAUUUAUCACAUGCGCAGUAACGACAACAUUAUGUUGUUGACUACAAUUAGCGCUGGCGCUUACGAUCUUCUUGCUUAAAAAUAUGAAUGUUUUGUUGAUUGUUUAUAUAUUUCGUCUCAAAGUUUUAACAAAUGUUACGAAAAAUAUUUCAGAUAUAAGCUGUGAACACACAUGUACACAAAACUAUUCAACAUUCAUCAUCAUAUUGUAUCAAUUUGACGGAGUAUGGCGCUCAUAUUAAUUGUGACAUUGUUUUGUUCGCUUUGGCAACCCUCGUUUAUAUCAGAUCCUGUUCGGCCUCAGGUUCGGCUUCAAAUGCGACUGAAUAUAAAGCACUGAUAGUGUUGGCUGGAAUAUGAAAUGAUAUUGACUGAUUGUUCUGUAUAUCAAGGCAUGUACUAUACAUUUAUACUGAAUUUAUUCGAUUUAUUUUCACACGAGUCUCGGAAAGCACAUUUUCUAACACAGUUUCACACAUACAGAAAUACUUAAUUUCACACAUGCAGAAAGACUUCUUCAGAAAUCACAGUUUUUAACAUACAGAAAGACUUCAUAUUAUCUCAUCAGUUAAUAAAAUUACGAUAACAGUAGAAAUGCUUAGAAAGAUUUUAUUCUGUUUUCAAUAUACAGUACAACUGUUAUUUCUAUUUUCUCUUUCCUAUAUUUUCUUUAAUUAAAGCAGGUACUACUCUGUUACAAAACAACUAAUAAACAUUGUAUUUUUUUUAACAGGUGAACCAUAUUUUACAUGAUAGUAGUAUAGGGAAGAGGGGUUCUGGACCGGGUGGUGCACUAAGCACCACCCAUGACGUCAUUAGGAUAUCAUAUUGUACUGAUUAUACCCGCUUGUAAUGUAUUUAAAGAGUGUGGACCAAUGAUUACUAGCAUUUUAAGAAAAUUUUACGGUUUAAUACUUUGCUAAUAUUUAUCCCCACAUAUAUUCCUUCUAACAAACUGAGUGGAGUUUAACAUGUUCUCGAUAUAUAUUCUACGAACGUUGUUGUAAUGCUUGUGGGACGUAGAUAUUGUACGCAUGCGCGGUGAGAUUUGUGUAUUACGAAACUUUCUGACUUAAAGGAGUUUGCUAAGAUUCCGGGGGGAAUUCUGCAGAGAAUAUCCCAGUUUAUUCAAAAUUCCCCAAAAUCAUAAAGAAAAUAGAAAUAGAGUAUAAAAGGUGUACUUGAAUUCAUCUUAUUACAAGGUUUUUUAGAUUAUCUUAGAGUGUCCACUACUUUAACACCAUCCAUGGUCUUACCUGGGGAUGUAUUCACCAUGUUUAGAACUGUUAAAAACAAGGAACAAUAAAAAUCUAGACAUACAUAUGAAAAUUUUUAGACAGAACUAAGCAGUUGCUAAGCCCAAGUUAAAAUCGGUGUCAACGCCGUUGUUAUGGUCGAUAUUUGCAUAUUACAGAGUCACUAAAAAGUGAUUAACUCGCCCACCCCGUGUGGAUAUAUAUAAUUUCUUUAUUUCACCCAGCGAGCUUGAGAUAGGAAAAAAAUACUAACACACAGAGAGUUAUUACAGAUGAUAUGCAAGCUAUAUCGAAGUUUUGUCGUUUGCGGCUCUCUAAAACGUAUAACGCCAAAGUCAUUAACAGUCAUUCAUGGAUUACAAGCAAAAUUUCAAUCAAUUAAACUAAUAUUUAAAUCCCGUUCUGCCAUAUGGGGUCUGGGAGAGAAUAUGUUGCUGUCGAGAGUUAUAUAAACACAUGGAAGUUAGAUGUCAUGAUAUAUAAUUGUCAAGCGAUUUCUAUAUUUUAGCGCUAGUUUUUUAAAGUACUAAAGCUCGGAUAAGGUUAAUAAAUUUAAGCUAUAUUAAAGCACACCGGUUGCUAUGUGUUGUUAGGGUGAAACUAAUUAAAGGAUUAACUUUUUAUCAGAGAUUUGCAUUUUCUACUGUGUGGAUAAAUACGGGUAGAUUAGGAUAUUCAUUGCGCGGGCGUCCCGGGUUAUCCGUGCGGGUUGGAAACACAACAAUAAUGAGGUUUAUAUUGGAAGAGAGAAAGCGCUUUGCAGCCAAACGUUUACACAAGAAUUCAAUCUUAAAAUACAUUUAUUUCUUGGAGAGGUUUACAAAGUUAAUGUGGUCUACUUCUUAGAGCAUAAUGUGUUUGAUUUUAUUUAAAUUACGCACAACAAUUUAAAUGUUUUUUUGUAAUAAGAGUCGUUUGGCUUAAUUGUUCAUUCGCCAUGGUUUCUAUGCUCAUAGCCCUACAUCAACCCUACAUCGACCCUACAUCGACCACACAUCGACCCCACAUCGACCUACAUCGACCCUACAUCGACCCCACAUCAACCCUACAUCGACCCCACAUCGAUCCUAAAUUGAACCUUAUCUUCCUCAUCUUUAUCUUCCUUAUCUUUGUCUUUUUAUCUUCCUUAUCUUUGUCUUUUUAUCUUCCUUAUCUUUAUCUUCCUUAUCAUUAUCUUUUUAUCUUCGUUAUCUUUAUCUUCCUUCUCUUUAUCUUUUAAUCUUCUUUAUCCUUAUCUUUAUCUUCCUUAUCUUUAUCUUUUUAUCUUUUUAUCUUCCUUAUCCUUAUCUUUAUCUUCUUAUCUUUAUCUUCUUAUCUUUAUCUUCUUAUCUUUAUCUUCUUAUCUUCCUUAUCCUUAUCUUUAUCUUCCUUAUCGUUAUCUUUAUCUUCCUUAUCAUCAUCGAAUGGCUUUAGGAUUCAAUGAUUCACUCUUAUGAUUCAAUGAUUCACUCUUAUGAUUCAAUGAUUCACUCUUAUGAUUCAAUGAUUCAAUCUUCUGAUUCAAUUAUUCAAUCUUAUACUCCCUAGGCUCGGAGACAGCUCCUUAGGCUCGGAGGUUCACAGAAGCUUCACAGAAGCUUCACAGAAGCUUUACAGAAGCUUUACAGAAGCUUUACAGAAGCUUUACAGAAGCUUUACAGAAGCUUCACAGAAGCUUUGAAGUUUAUGUGA
Messenger RNA from Paramuricea clavata, 11666 nucleotides. NCBI's taxonomy places the organism in Eukaryota, Metazoa, Cnidaria, Anthozoa, Malacalcyonacea, Plexauridae. The record is from the annotation of a GenBank genome assembly.